Messenger RNA from Neopelma chrysocephalum (saffron-crested tyrant-manakin), 4233 nucleotides. RefSeq names its product mindbomb E3 ubiquitin protein ligase 2 (gene MIB2). Gene Ontology annotation, biological process: protein ubiquitination. Gene Ontology annotation, molecular function: protein binding; zinc ion binding; ubiquitin-protein transferase activity. Lineage: Eukaryota; Metazoa; Chordata; Aves; Passeriformes; Pipridae. Gene Ontology annotation, cellular component: cytoplasm. The coding region runs from base 223 to 3087 and encodes 954 amino acids. The record is from RefSeq and is a predicted model, not a curated record. The transcript has 19 exons.
CCACCUGAGCCCCGCCGCUCUCCCCCCGCCCGGGCCGCGCCGGAGCAGCUGCUGCUGCUCCCGAGGAUGAAGGAGGGAAGGAAGGCAGAGCAGCCGCUGGAUAAGCACUCUCGGGAUUCUCCGCUCUCCCCGCGCUCUCAGGCGUGCUGACCAUGCUGCUGCCCCUGCCCGUGUGCCAGCCCCGGCGAGGGGCAGAGCUGUAGGGGUUGCCGAGCACAAUCCAUGGACGUGGAGCCCUGUGCCAGCAUGCAGGUGGGCAUGCGGGUGGUGCGCGGCGUGGACUGGAAGUGGGGCAGCCAGGACAGCGGCGAGGGCAACGUGGGCACCGUGGUGGAGAUCGGGCGCGCCGGCAGCCCCACCACCCCCGACAAGACCGUGGUGGUGCAGUGGGACCAGGGCAACAGGACCAACUACCGCACGGGCUUCCAGGGGGCCUACGACCUGCUGCUCUAUGACAACGCCCAGAUCGGUGUCCGUCACCCCAACAUCAUCUGUGACUGCUGCAAGAAGCACGGCAUCCGUGGCAUGAGGUGGAAGUGCAAGAUGUGCUUUGACUACGACCUGUGCACUCAGUGCUACAUGAACAACAAACACGACCUGUCCCACUCCUUCGAGCGCUAUGAGACGGCACAUUCACAGCCAGUCCUGGUGAGUCCUCGACAGAAUUUGACUCGCAUCACCUUGAAAGGGACUUUCCAGGGGGCUAAAGUGGUCCGUGGCCCUGACUGGGAGUGGGGUAACCAGGAUGGUGGCGAAGGUAAAACCGGCCGCGUGGUCGAUAUCCGCGGCUGGGACGUGGAGACCGGGCGCAGUGUGGCCAGCGUGACGUGGUCUGACGGGACCACCAACGUCUACAGGGUGGGGCACAAGGGGAAGGUGGACCUGAAAUGCACCGUGGAGGCUUCAGGGGGCUUCUACUACAAGGAGCAUCUCCCAAAAUUAGGAAAACCAGCUGAGCUGCAGAGGAAGGAGAGCACAGACAGACACCCAUUCCAGCACGGGGACAAGGUGAAGUGCCUGCUGGACAUCGACAUCCUGAGGGAGAUGCAAGAGGGCCACGGAGGCUGGAACCCCAAAAUGGCUGAGUUCAUUGGCCAGACAGGGACUGUGCACAGGAUCACGGACAGAGGGGACGUCAGGGUCCAGUUCAACAGCGAAACCCGCUGGACUUUCCAUCCUGGAGCCCUGACCAAGCUCAACACGUUCUGGGUGGGUGAUGUGGUCCGGGUGAUCGAUGACAUGGAGACAGUGAAGCGGUUCCAGCCCGGCCACGGCGAGUGGACAGACGAGAUGGCCCCUACCCUGGGGCACAUCGGGAAGGUGAUCAAGGUCUACGGGGACGGAGAUCUGCGUGUGUCGGUGGGAGGGCAGUCCUGGACCUUCAACCCUGCCUGCCUGACAGCCUACCAGAGGGAGGAGGAGGCAAACCUCAUGACCACAGAGAGUGCAAAGGAGUCAAAGAGUACUUUGGUGGCUGUUCUGGAGAAGCUGCUGUCCCAGAAGACAGAGUCAGAGCAUGCUGGGUGCCUGGUCAUUUGUGCAGCCCUCAACAACACAUCCAAGGUCCGGGAGCUCCUGCAGAAAUACCCGGACAAGGUCGAUGCCAAGAACCAGGGCAGGACUGCCCUGCAAAUUGCCUCCUACCAGGGGCACCUGGAGGUGGUGAAGGCUCUGCUGCAGGCACAUGCCAGCGUCAACCUGCGGGACGACGAGGGGGACACGGCGCUGCACUACGCGGCUUUCGGAAACCAGGCUGAGGUUGCCCGUGUGCUCAUUGGCAAAGGAGCCAGCACAGACCUGUUGAACAAUGCCAAGUGCACGGCGCUGUACGUGGCUGUGAGCCAGGGCUUCACCGACGUGGUGAGGGCCCUCUGUGAGCUCAACUGUGAUGUCAACCUCCCGGAUUCCCAGGGAGACACCCCCCUGCACUAUGCCAUCACUCUGGAUUACAAAGUGGUUAUUGAGAUUCUCACUGAAGUACCCAACAUAGACUUCACUGUCCAGAAUGGCCAAGGCUUCAACCUGCUCCACUAUUCUGCUCUGAAAGGCAACAAGCUAGCCAUAAAGAAGAUUCUGGCGAGAGCUCGGCAGCUGGUUGACUCCAAGAAGGAAGAUGGUUUCACUGCCCUGCACCUUGCUGCUCUCAACAAUCACAUGGAAGUGGCAGAAAUUCUCAUCAAAGAGGGCCGCUGCGACGUGAACCUCAAAAACAACCGUAACCAGACCCCCCUGCACCUGGCAGUGAUCCAGGGCCACGUGGGGAUGGUGCAGCUGCUGGUGGGCGAGGGCAGCGACGUGAACGCCGAGGACGAGGACGGGGACACGGCCAUGCACAUCGCCCUGGAGCGCCAGCAGCUCAUGGCCCUGGCCAUGGAGAAGCGCGAGGGGGACAUGGGGCCCUCCCUCCUUUCCAAGCUGCAGGCUUCUGGCUUUCUUGGAAAUGUAGAGCUGAAUGUGGGGACUGCAAUUGCCUGCUACUUAGCACAAGAAGGAGCAGAUAUCAAUUAUGCAAACCACAGAGGAAAAUCUCCUUUAGACCUCAUUACAGAUGGGAGGAUUGUCCAGAUUGUCAAAGACUUCUCACAGAAAUUCAGGGAACAGCAGGUUUCUUCGGAGAGCUCCACCAUCACCUGCAGCCUUCGCCGUGUGCACACCACGCCCAACACCAUGACCAACCUCAGCGUGUCCAGCGUGGCCGUGCCCACAGAGUGCCUGGUCUGCUCAGAGCUGGCCUUGCUCAUCCACUUCUUCCCUUGCCAGCACAGUAUUGUGUGUGAAGAAUGCUCCAGGAGAAUGAAGAAGUGCAUCAAAUGUCAAGUGACAAUAACCAAAAAGCUGAAACAAGACAGCACGGAGGUGGAGUGCAGCCCCAGCUCGGAAUCCACGGACCAGAGGAAGCUCAUGGAGGAGCUGCAGAGCCGCUACAGGCAGAUGGAGGAGAGGAUCACCUGCCCCAUCUGCAUCGACGACCAGAUCAAGCUGGUGUUCCAGUGCGGGCACGGCUCCUGCCCCGACUGCAGCACGGCCCUCACCGUGUGCCCCAUCUGCCGCCAGGCCAUCCGGGAGAGGAUCCCCAUCUUCGUCUAGGGCUGCCCCCGGCCCUGCCUGCCCCCUCUGCCUCCUCCCUGUCUGCGUUUUGGGGGUUUGGCUCCCUGCAAAGCCCUCCUGGAGGAGAGGGAGGUGUCACACACGCAGCCGGUGUCCGGAGGUGGCCCCUCGGCACCCCCUCCCCUGUGCUGCUCCUCCAUCCCAUAAACAGCUCUGACCCAUCUGCCCGAGGCAAAAAGAGCCCUUUUUGGAGCAGAGAUGGACAGAAUUCCACGUGGAGAUGUUCCCCACUGGCAUCCAGCUCCAGGAGUGCACCAAGGCCGGUGCCCUGCGGGGUGGGUUCCCCCGGACUGCCCUGGAAGGAGAGGCUGGAGCAGGAUGUUCCUCACCAGUUAUCCCGUGGCAGGGGGAGCAGGAUGUUCCUCACCCCUCAUCCCGUGGCAGGAGGUGGCAGAGCACACACUGCACUUCCCCUGAGGAGAUCCCAGCUCUCCCAGCUGCCUGCCAGGGGCAGGGAGGGAUGUCCUGGGCGUGCCCUCUCCCAACCAGAACCUGUGGACUCCACCAGAACAGAGGCAAACUGGAUGUAAUAAGGUCCUAAAGACAGAGCAUGUGCCUUAGAGAUAAAGUAGUGAACACUGAUUGAAGAAAAUAUGUUGUUACAACAAAUAUUUCUAACCUCUAAGUGACACUCUUCUUCCAUAUUUUAUUUUUUUUUUUUUUUUGGCACAACUGUGUGUUCAGAGACUCCUGAGCUUUCUAUCCAUAAUGCCAAAGGCAGGUGUUAAAUACUCCAAUCAAAGUGUAAAGAAAAUAAAUAGUUAAUAAUUACGAGACGAGAGAGGAGAAGAGGAAAAAAAAAAGGGGGGGGUUCAUUUUUGUUUCUUUGUUUUGCAGCAAAACUUAAUAAAAUAAAGUAUAUAUUUUCCUGAGCAUUAAAAUGAAUGUACAAACAGUAGCUGAAAUGUGGAUCCAGCUGUAUUGUGUUUUCCAACUGAGUGAAGAAAUAUUAUGCACUGAGUCAUCCUGUUAAGUAGCUGUUGGUGGAAGUGUGGCUCGUGUGCCACACGUGUGUCUGUGCACAUACGUGUUUGUGUGGGGUGUUUUUUCUCUCUGAUGACACAAUUAUGCCCAAACACACUUGUUUGUUACGUAUUUGGAGCAAUAUUUAAACCAAGCAAAAAC